Hypomesus transpacificus is the source of this 4864-nucleotide messenger RNA. It is a transcript of the gene dennd5b, whose product is annotated as DENN/MADD domain containing 5B. Gene Ontology annotation, molecular function: guanyl-nucleotide exchange factor activity; small GTPase binding. NCBI's taxonomy places the organism in Eukaryota, Metazoa, Chordata, Actinopteri, Osmeriformes, Osmeridae. The record is from RefSeq and is a predicted model, not a curated record. The transcript has 22 exons. Bases 236 to 4150 code for a protein of 1304 amino acids.
GUGAGGCAAACAGUCACUCGCGCGCUCCUUUAAUCGAAUAGUAUUGUCAGUGGUAAGUGCGGUCGGAAACUGGUCAUUAGCAAACCUUCUACAUUAAACUAAACACCGUAGAAAAGAGACGCGCAUUACAACAUAUUCUCCUGACAGACACGUAUUUACAACCACAAAUGUAUUUUACCGUUAAGGAGAUGUUUCGUUGGGAGAAGUAGUAGCAGAGAACGAGUAGAAAGCCAGGAUGAGUGGGAGCACCACUGGGUCCGGAGCGGCGCCUUGCCGCUUCGCUCACUACUUUGUUAUAUGCGGAAUAGACACCGAAACUGGACUGGAACCCGACGAAUUAGCCGCUUUGUACCAAUGGCUUGAGGCAGACCGCCAUGGCACGGACCCAGAGGCCGCCGCCACAGGUGAAAACUUGGAGCAGAGCCCCCUCAAGAGAACCUUCAAGUCCAAAGUCUUGGCCCACUACCCCGAAAAUGUGGAGUGGAACCCUUUUGACCAGGAUGCCGUCAACAUGCUGUGCAUGCCCAAAGGCCUGUCGUUCCGGACGCAAGCGGACUUGCGCGAGCCCCAGUUCCACUCCUUCAUCAUCACCCGGGAGGAUGGCUCCCGCACCUACGGCUUUGUCCACACCUUCUAUGAGGAGGUGACCAGCCCGCAGAUCUGCAGCGCCAUGCAGACCCUCUACCAGAUGCACAACGCCGAGAACCCCUCCUCCAACCCCUCCUCCUCCUCCUCUUCCUCCUCCAGCAUGGACUCCCUGGCCAGCAGCAUGGACGAGGCUGACUCGUCCUCGUCGCAGCGGGUGGGGGGAGGAGCGGGCAUGGGCGGCUACGAUGCGUCGCGAGACACGCUGUACGUGUCCAAGGCGCUGUGCCUGAUCACGCCCAUGCCCUUCAUGCACGCCUGCCGCCACUUCCUAGCCCAGCUCCACCGGGCGGUGACCUCUGCCUCGCCCCCGCCCCUCCCCCUGGAGAGCUACAUCCACAACGUGCUCUACGAGGUGCCCCUGCCCCCGCCGGGGCGAUCCCUCAAAUUCCACGGCGUGUACGAACCAAUUGUGUGUCAGCGGCCCGGGCCUGGAGAGCUCCCGUUGGCUGACUUCCCUCUGGGAGUGGCUUUCUCCCUAUUGGGGGUGGAGAACCUGGUUCAGCUGUUCACCUGCACCAUGCUGGAGAUGCAGAUCCUGCUGUACUCCCAGGACUACCAGCGUCUGAUGACGGUGGCAGAGGGCAUCACCACCCUGCUCUUCCCGUUCCAGUGGCAGCAUGUGUACGUGCCCAUCCUGCCCGCCUCGCUGCGCCACUUCCUGGAUGCCCCCGUGCCCUACCUGAUGGGUCUGCAGUCCAAGGAGGGCACCGACCGCUCCAAGCUGGAGCUGCCUCAAGAGGCUAAUCUAUGUUUCGUGGACAUCGACAACCACUGCAUCGACCUGCCCGAGGACUUCCCCCAGUUCCCCAACAAGCCUGACUUCAUCAAGGAGCUGAGUGAGGUGCUGCAGAGCUACGGUCUGUCCCCACAGGGAGGCGCUCCUCCUGUCCCCACCACCUCCACCACCUCCUCCCCCUCCCCAGGCUCGGUGUCCAAGGGUCUGAGGAGCCUGGCGCUGAGCGAGCUGGAGGACGAUGGGCGCAACGGGAACCUGGGCGGCGAGGAGCGGGCAGUGCUGGAGCUGCUCCAGGGCAACGCCACGCUGGAGAGGCUGCGGGCUCUGGCCAAGCGCACGGGGGUGGAGGUGGGGCGCAUGGACGGCUCCGCGGGGGGCGCCCAGCAGCAGGCGGGGGGGCGGACGGCGGCGGAGGAGCUGCGGAACGCCAAGCUGAAUGUGCAGCUCAGGGAGGUGUUUGCCAGCCGCUUCACCACCAUGUUCGCCGACUACGAGGCGUUCGUCAUCCAGAGCGCCCCAGACCUGGAGUCUUGGCUCACCAACCGGGAGCAGAUGCACAACUUUGACAAGGCCUCCUUCCUGUCUGACCAGCCCGAGCCCUACCUGCCCUUCCUGUCCCACUUCAUUGAGACCCAGAUGUUCGCCACCUUCAUCGACAACAAGAUCAUGUCCCAGUGGGAGGACAAGGAGCCGCUGCUGCGAGUGUUUGACGGGCGCAUCGACAAGGCCCGCCUCUACAACGUCCGGGCCCCAAGCCUCCGCUCGUCCAACUAUCAGAGGUGCACCGUCCUCAAGGAGUCGGCCCAGGCAAUUGAACAGCGUCUGAUGAAGAUAGACCACACAGCCAUACACCCCCAUCUGCUGGAUAUGAAGAUUGGCCAGGGCAAGUACGAGCAUGGCUUCUUCCCCAAGCUGCAAGCCGACGUGCUUGCCACAGGGCCCACCAAUAAUAAAUGGUCCAAUCGCACGACCACGGCCCAGCGCAGGAAGGACCGCUACAGACAUCACACGGAGCAUUUGACUCUGGAUAAUGACGUAAAAGAGCAGAAGUACAUGCAGGAGGCUCGUAGCCUGGGGAAGAGCCUGAGGCAGCCUAAGCUGUCGGACCUCUCCCCGGCCGUCAUUGCUCAGACUAACUGGAAGUUUGUGGAAGGCCUGCUCAAAGAGUGUCGGAUGAAGACCAAGCGGAUGCUGGUGGAGAAGAUGGGCCGGGAGGCGGUGGAGUUGGGCCACGGGGAGGCCAACAUCACUGGGUUGGAAGAGAAUACCCUCAUUGCCAGCCUCUGUGACCUGCUGGAAAGGAUCUGGAGCCAUGGGCUGCAGGUCAAACAGGGGAAGUCAGCCCUGUGGUCUCACCUGCUGCACUACCAGGCCAGAGAGGAGAAGCUAGCAGAGCAGCAGGCCCUGUCUCCAGUAUCGAACGGAGAGAGGCGCAAGUCUGAAUCUUCGCUAGGAUUGCCGUCAAUCCGCGUGUCGCUUCUACAGGAUAUGAGACACAUCCAGAGUAUGGGGGAGAUAAAGACAGAGGUGGGGAGGGCGCGAGCCUGGAUCCGUCUGUCCCUGGAGAAGAAACUGCUCUCGCAGCACCUCAAACAACUGCUCUCCCGACAAGCCUUAGCCAAAAAGUUGUAUAAGCGCUACGCCUUCCUGCGCUGUGAGGAGGAGAAGGAGCAGUUCCUGUUUCACCUGUUGUCCCUGAAUGCUGUUGACUACUUCUGCUUCACUAGUGUCUUCACCACCAUCAUGAUCCCAUACCGAGCCGUCAUUCUCCCCAUCAAGAAGCUGAGCAACGCCAUGACAACCUCCAACCCCUGGGUGUGUGUGUCAGGCGAGCUGGGAGACUCGGGCAUCAUGCAGAUCCCAAAGAACGUCCUGGAGAUGACCUUUGACUGUCAGAACUUAGGAAAACUGACCACGGUCCAGUUGGGCCACGAUAACUCUGGACUGCUGGCCAAGUGGCUGGUGGACUGCGUCAUGGUCCGCAACGAGAUUACUGGACACACUUACAAGUUCCCUUGUGGACGGUGGCUAGGGAAAGGCGUGGAUGACGGCAGCCUGGAGCGCGUGCUGAUUGGGGAGCUGCUGGCGCCCAGCGCAGAGGAGGAUUAUGGGAGGGGCUGUCGCACGCCGCCGGCGCAGCGCUCGCCCUCCCAGACCAGACGCAUCAGCAUCAUCUCGCUGACGGCAAGAGGAUACAAGCCUACCUCAGCUCAAAUCCAAGAAGCUAUAGGAGAAGCGGUCAACAACAUCAUCAAACACUUCCACAAGCCGGAGAAAGAGAGAGGUAGUCUGACUAUCCUGCUGUGUGGGGAGUGUGGUCUGGUCGGGGCCCUGGAGCAGUUCUUCCACCAUGGCUUCAAGUCGGCCCGUCUCUUCCAGAAGACCGUUUUUGUCUGGGACUUUGUGGAGAAGGCUGUGGCGUUUAUGGAGUCGGCCGAUCAGAUGGGUGACCUGCAGGAGACGGCGGAGCCAAUGGGAAUGACCUGCCAUUCCCUCUGUCGCUAUGUCAACGCCAUCAACUCCACCACCCGGAACAUCGGCAAGGACGGCAAGUUCCAGCUGCUGGUCUGUCUGGGAGCCAGGGACCGGCUACUGCCUCAGUGGCUCCCCCUGCUGGUGGAAUGUCCCCUGAUCCAGCGGAUGUAUGAGGACUCCGCUUUGCUGAGGGAGCGGACUACCGUCAACGCCCUGAUCAGCGUCCUGGAGACCCUUCACGACUUCCCCAUCACCCUGGAGGCCUCCCUGGUCAAGGGCAUCGACCUUUAACCUCUGACACGACCGCUCACACACACAAGACUACGACUACACCUUAACUGCACCAGGAUUCGCUUUGGGACUUAUGGUGUAACCCCGAAAGCAGCAAGAGGAAAAGUGACGAGGAGAACGGGGACAUGUCGGCUACCAAAGCAACAGAGUUAGCCUCUCAGCUGACAUUUGCGUCAGUGAUGAGUCAAUGCAGUAUAAUUUGUCUGUGUUUUUAGCCUCAACUAGCAGCUCUAUUGCUUGCUCGGUUGGUUGGUCCACAAAAUUGUACCCCCACUUUGGCGCAUGCACGUAACGUGGUCGCAUCUAUUGCGAAUUUGCGCUUGUUCUGACAUUUAGUACUACACCUUUUGAGUAACAGUGGGUGUAGCUCUCUCGCUACAUUAGUGGUUGGUGUGGAUUGAUACCCUUUCAGGCCUGUGUUCUGUAGUUCUCUGUCUGUCAGAGACUGUAUUCCACACUUAGCAAGAGGUUAGCUUCAGCAUGGAUGUCGGUGGAUCAUAGUGGACCAUGAAGAACCCAAACACAAAAUAGACCGUUUGUCCCUGCUGCCUCCCUGCAGCCUCCAAACUGGAAAAUAUUACUUCGAAAUCUCAUCUGAAGAUGUUGAUCACUUAAAACUGGACUUGUAUGUUUCUGUACCAAACUGAGCCACUCAACAUAGCUGUGUGAUUUAGUUAUUUGCUUGUUUCCCACCUUGUUGGACAGGAUUGUUUG